GACUCGGCGCAUGCGCAAAGGGUAGAAAUAGUUGGUCAAAUGCAAAUUUAAGAUGAGGGCAAUACCGACCUGGGUGGAUAAAGUCCAAGAUAGGGACAGAGUUGAACAAUGUAUUCAUGAUCUUGCAUUCAAGCCUGAUGGAACCCAACUUAUUGUUGCUGCUGGCAAUAGAGUAUUGGUGUAUGACACCAAUGAUGGCACACUUAUGCAACCCCUGAAAGGCCACAAAGACACUGUGUAUGCUGUGGCUUAUGCUAAGGACGGUAAGAGGUUUGCGUCAGGGUCAGCCGACAAGACGGUCAUCAUCUGGACAGCCAAACUAGAAGGAAUCCUUAAAUACACACACAAUGAUGCAAUCCAGUGCCUUGGGUUCAACCCCAUCACACACCAGCUGGCUAGCUGUGCAUUCAGUGACUUUGGAUUAUGGUCCAUGGAGCAAAAAUCUGUAUCCAAACACAAGGUGACAAGUCGCAUCACAUGCUGCUCCUGGACUAAUGAUGGCCAAUACCUAGCUCUAGGACUGUACAACGGAUGUAUCAUUAUCAGAACAAAGAAUGGUGAAGAGAAGCUCAAGAUUGAGAGGCCUGGUGGUGGUCUGAGUCCUAUCUGGAGUUUACAAUGGAAUCCAUCAAAGGAGGAAUCUACCGACAAUCUAGCUGUCCUGGAUUGGGGCCAAAAGUUGUCUUUCUACAAUAUCUCUGGAUCACAGAUCAGCAAGGAUCGUAAUUUGAACUAUGACCCCUGCUGUCUGAGCUACUUCUCUCGAGGAGAGUACUUGAUCAUCGGAGGGGCAAACAAACAGGUGACCCUUCACACCAAGGAUGGGGUGCAGCUUGGGGUCGUUGGGGAGCAGAACUCAUGGGUGUGGUGUGCCAAGGUCAGACCAGACCAGAAUCAUGUGGCUGUUGGUUGCCAAGAUGGAACCAUCGCUCACUACCAACUCAUCUUCAGCACAGUUCACGGUCUCUACAGGGACCGCUAUGCCUUCCGGGAGAACAUGACUGACAUCAUCAUUCAGCAUCUCCUCACUGACCAGAAGGUCCGCAUCAAGUGCCGCGACCUGGUCAAGAAGAUCGCCAUCUUCAAGAAUCGUCUUGCAGUGCAGUUAUCAGACCGGAUUGUAGUCUAUGAGCAGUACUCUGACGAUGCCUCUGACAUGCACUACAGAGUCAAAGAGAAAAUCAAUAAGAAGUUUGAUUGCAACCUUCUGGUCGUCUGUGCUGAACACAUUAUCCUGUGCCAGGAGCGUCGUUUGACAAGUCUGACCUUCAAAGGUGUGAAAGACAGAGAAUGGGUAAUGGAGGCUUUGAUCAGGUACAUUAAAGUCAUUGGUGGCGCUGAAGGCAGAGAGGGUCUACUGGUUGGUCUUAAGAAUGGCCAGAUCUUCAAGGUGUUUGUGGACAACCCUUUCCCCAUCCUGAUUCUGAAGCAGCAGACUUCUGUCAGAUGUCUGGACAUCAGCUCGUCUCGAAAGAAACUAGCCGUGGUCGAUGAACACAACACCUGCAUGGUCUAUGAUAUCAAUACAAAAGAACUUCUCUUCCAGGAGCCAAACGCCAACAGCGUAGCCUGGAACACCCAGUACGAGGACAUGCUGUGCUUCUCCGGGAACGGAACCCUAAACAUCAAGGCUAGUACCUUCCCUGUCAAGCAACAGAAGCUCCAGGGUUUCGUGGUCGGGUUCACUGGGUCUAAGAUCUUCUGUUUGCACAUCUACGCUAUGACCACUGUAGAGGUACCCCAGUCCUCUGGCAUGUAUCAGUACCUGGAACGCAAGCAAUUCAAAGAUGCAUACAAAGUGGCAUGCCUAGGAGUGACGGUCAAGGACUGGACUGCCCUCGCCCAUGAUGCUAUACAAGGCCUGGACUUUGACACUGCCAAGAAGGCUUUUACAAGGGUUAGAGACCUACGCUAUCUGGAACUUAUACACAGCAUAGAGGAGCGUAAGCGUCGUGGGGAGGUGGACGAUCAGCUGUUCUUGGCCGACAUCUAUGCCUACCAGGGCAAGUUUGGUGAAGCAGCCAAACUAUACAAGAGAGCUGGCCAGGAGCAGAGAGCUAUGAACAUGUACACGGACCUGCGUAUGUUUGACCAUGCCAAGGAAUUCAUUGGAUCUGGUGACCCCCAAGACAAGAAGCUCUUAAUCACCAAGCAAGCAGACUGGGCUAAGAACAUCAAUGAACCUAGAGCUGCUGCUGAGAUGUAUCUAUCAGCUGGAGAACAUCUCAAGGCUAUAGAGAUCAUAGGAGACCAUGGAUGGGCUGACAUGCUCAUUGAUGUUGCUCGAAAGUUGGACAAGGCAGAGAGGGAGCCCCUUGGGAAGUGCGCCCAGUACUUCAAGAAGAUGGAGCAGUUUGCCUAUGCUGCUGAGACUUACACCAAGAUGGGUGACACUAAGAACCUUGUCAUGCUUCAUGUAGAGUCUCGUCACUGGGAUGCUGCCUUCCGUCUGGUCGACAAACAUCCAGAGUUCAAGGAUGAUGUCUAUGUCCCAUACGCUCAAUGGCUAGCAGAGAAUGACAGAUUUGAGGAAGCACAGAGAGCAUUCCACAAGGCCGGUCGACAGGACGAGGCUGUCAGAGUGUUGGAACAGCUUACCCACAAUGCAGUUCUUGAGAGUCGGUUCAACGAUGCGGGAUACUACUUCUGGAUGCUGUCCAUGCAGUGCUUGGACAUAGCAGGAGCUGACACAGACAAGAGACGGGACAUGCUAAGCAAGUUCCAGGAGUUCCAAGCUAAAGCUGAAAUGUACUACGUCUAUCAUUCCAUCCAGCGCUACACCGAUGAACCGUUCACGUCUCAUCUCCCAGAUGCUCUGUUUAACAUGUCUCGAUACUUGUGGCAUGCCAUUCUCAACGACAUACCACAUGGCAUCAGUAAAGUGAACACCCUGUAUGCCCUAGCCAAGCAGAGCCGUAACUUAGGGGCCUUCAAGCUGGCUCGCUUUGCCUUUGAGAAGCUGCAGUCUUUGAGGAUUCCUCUGAGGUUCCAGGAAUCCAUUGACCUUGGCAGUAUCACCAUCAGGUCCAAGCCUUUCCAUGAUGCUGAGGAUGUUCUACCGAUGUGUUAUCGCUGCUCUACCACCAACCCCCUGCUCAACAACCAAGGGAAUCAAUGUAUCAACUGCAGUCAACCUUUCGUCCACUCCUUUGCAUCCUUUGAGGUGCUCCCUCUGGUAGAGUUCCACCUGGAGGAGGGGAUCCCUGAUGAGGAGGCAGUCCAGCUGAUCCAGGUGGAGCCACUCAGGAAGGGCCGAGGUGGAGCUGAUAAGUGGAAUGAAUCUAACACAGGCAACGUCCAGUCUAUGAGGCUGGAUGAGUAUGGAGGGAAUGAUUCAGAUGACGUUCAGGAAGACCCAUUCACUGCUCGACUGCUCAGCUUUGAGCAAGGAGGAAACGAGUUUGUCCCGGUGGUGGUCAAUCGAGCAGUCUUGAAGACUCUUGACCGGAGUCAUGUGGUGGUCAAGAGAUGGCCAGCUCCUCUACGCUAUCAGUACUUCAAGUCCAUCAUGCCUGAUGUAUCGGUCACUGUAUGUGCUUCAUGUAACCAGCUGUUUCACACCGAUGAGUAUGAGAUCCAAGUCCUUCAGAAAAAUCACUGUCCAUUCUGUCGCAAGGCUGUACCAGAAGCUACAGAAACCUGAAUCUGAUCAUCAUUGAUACCGUCCACUUGUAUCAGUAUCAACAGACACUAGCAGGCUCUAAUAUUCUACAGCCUUGUUUACACCUAAUGCAGAGAAGUAGCAUUACUAAACAUUUCUGCAUCUUGUAUAACACACUUAAAGUAGGUCCGCCUCUGGGCCUUUGUUGCACUCUGCUGCCUAUUUCAUCUCCAUCUGCCUUCCAUUUAUUUCGUAUUGGUAAAAUUAAAAAGAAAUUGUAGGUAGUUUACAUGUGUAAACAAGGUCUUAUAUGUCUGUUCACUGCUCAAGGAAGCUACAUUUAUUCUACAGCUAUAUUUAUUCUACAGCUAUCAUCAUCAUGAUUUGACCACAACACCAUUUCUAUAUAUAGUUCCAUUGCCUUGAGUUUGUUCUAAUUUCUCCAAUGCUCCAAAACUCUUUUUCCAAAGUGCUCUUCUAUUUAUUUUAAUUUUUCUUGUUUAUUUAAUUUUAAUUUUUACUUUUCCUGUCUUAAUAUAUAUAUAUAUAUAUAUAUAUAUUUUUUAAAUUUUUUUUUUUUUGGGGGGGAACGUUGAUGUCAUUUCGUUUACUGACAAUCUUCAUUUUACAAGAGCAAAUGAGGAUUGCGAUCUACAUUUAAAACUCUUUCCCAAAGAUAUUUUAAUUACCUGUUUGAAUCACUUCUUGAUUCUUUUUACACUUUUUUGUUAACUAUUCACGAUUUCAAGAAAGGAUCAUGUCUAAACUUCCACUUAAUGUAUGAAUGCUGAAAUGUAUGUAUACUGCACAAACCUUAUGAACUUAUGUGCGUCUUAAAGGCUUUAGACUGAAGUUCUUCUUCAUAAAAAUGUUUAAAAAGGCAGGAAAAACCACUAUCUGAUCUGAUGACAUCUCAAGAUCUAUUCAAUGUAAUAUUAUUUCAUUCAUCAAUGUGUGUGAUUUAUGUAUAGUAAGAAAGACAAUAUGUAUUCAUAUGACUGUGUAUUUAAAGUCAAAACCAAAUACUGCAGCUGGAAUCCAAAUAGAUCUUUGAUAAUUAAUGCAAAUAAAGAAAACCUGUAGGAAUCUUAAACAGGAAUUUUACCCUACUAAUCUCAUGAUCUGUGAAGCAUGAUGCAGUGUAAUGUAUUGUUAAAAUAGAGGUAUAUGGAAUUAAUGUUGAUAUUGUUUUUCAAAUAGUUCUCUUAUUUGUUUGAAGGGUUGCGGUUAGGUAACUAAUCAGUUUAAAGGAGAAAAAAAUAAAUCAGAAAUUGUCAUGACUACAAUUACCUUGUAUUCUCCUGCAAUCAUAGUAAGAGAAAUUUGAAUUUAAUAAUAUAUGUUUAAAAAAAUUAGUACCCGGUACACCUAAACUAUGUGAGUAAAGCGCAAAUAUGCCAAGCUAAAUUUUUCAUUUAUGUUUAAAUACUCUCAAAAAUAAGAUGGCAAAAUGAUGAAAAUAAUUUAGGAAAUAUCUACACCAAUGGUUGGUUGGGAAUGAGGUCAUUGUUGGACGGGUGACUUGUUCACUUAUUUGCUACAUCACUGCAAGCAUAGAAAUAUAUAUAUAUAUAUAUAUAUAUAUAUAUAUAUAUAUAUGUCAUUUCUCCCCCCCCCCCCCACCCCUUUUUUUGUUUGUGCUUUUGAAAUAAAGAUUCCAAUAUUUUAUGAAUGAAUCAGAAUGGUGGCCCACCCCUAUGAAACUGAUUUGAAUAUCAGUUCAGAGAUAAAGGUACUCCCACUGGUUUUGCAGAUCUGAUGUAAAUAGUACAUGUACUAUGUUAAAGUUAUAUGGAAACCUUGAAUACAAACAUUUUUAUAGUUCUCACUACUCUGUUGAAAGUACUUCAAAGACCUUAAGAUGUACUGUUUGCUAGUAGAUACUUUAUUGUAUGUGACCAUUCAUCUUGAGACAGUAGAAUCAAUUAUGUGUAUAUUUUGAUCACAGCAAAUUUUGUAAAGAAAAUUGAGUGUAUUCAUUUGUAAAUAUAAUUUGUGAAUGUUAGAAAAUUCCUAUUUAUGAUAAAAGCUGUAAAUUAAAAGACUUCUCAUACCUGAAUGCACCUCUCCACCUGUUCAUUAUUUAUAAUGCAUUUAUAUUCAUAAGUGACAUCAUUAUCAGUAUUAUUGACAAGAGAGGGUUUUAGAGGGAGACCUAACCCUUGUUCCAACGAUAUUUGCUCUUAUUUUGUCAAAAAUUAGUGAGGUUUAGUGAGGAGUGAUCUAGGGAUGAAGUUGGGAAUUUUGAAAAUGUGCAUGUUGCGAAGUCAAUGAAGCAUGAAUUAAACAAAAGACAAACUUGUAUACUGUACAGUAAAGCAUAUUUUAUUGAUUAAGGCUUCCUCACAAUGCAAGCCCUGACAACCAACAUAAAAAUUAUUUAAAUGGCAUCACAAUUUACAAACGUACAAAUGCAAGAAAAGCCUACUGCAUGAUGAUCACUAAAAUAAUUGUAAUAACUACUGAUAAAACUCAUCAAGUAAAGAAAUGAAAUUACAAUAAAAUAGAAGAGAUAUUUAUUCAUAAAAUUUUAACGCAAGGCAAUUCUUAUCGACAUACAUGUACAAAAUUUGUGUAUCUUUUCCUAUUGAACUAUGAACUGAUAUCAGAGUAUGUUAGAUUGAGCUUCAUGACAACUUCUCUCUUUUAUAAGGGAUCAUGCAUGUCAUCAAACAUUGAGAUUUUUUAAGACAGUGAUAUUCUGAAGAAAAAAAAAGUAGCUCAGCUAUUAAAAGUUUGUGUGAGAUUAUCUUGGAUACAGACUCACUAGUGCAAGUACAAAAUAAAAAACCUUUCAAAUAUAUAACAAUAACUGUGUUAUUCAUGACAGUAUUUAUAUAAUAUUGGAUGGCUUUGAGUAUGACACAAGAAUAUAUUGCUUGAGCUAUGACAAUAUUUGACGAGUCACAGAUGAGUCUAAUAUUGUCUUAGCGAGAGCAAUAUAUGUUUGUAUCACACAAAAACAAAGCCAUACAAUAUUAUUAUUCUGACUAGCGAAAUAACAAAAUUUGACUUACCUCGGUAAAUAUGGCUUUGUUUUUGUAUGAUAUCGAUAUCAAUAGUUGGAAGUUCCCGGAUGACUGAGCAGUACGAAAACCAUAUUGGUCAGUCAGCCGGGUACUGCGCUACAGAUAUUGAAUACGCUGAUUUAUUGUACCACAUGGAAGCCUUAUAUAAAUAAUAAUGUUAUAUAUUAUAUGUGUAUGAAGAAGAUAUACAUCUUCUUGCACAUGUUGUAUCAUCUCGGCUUGUUACAAAGAAUAUGGAGUACCAGAUAGAAUUGCUGCAACAAGCAGGCCUACAUAGUGUACAGAGAUAAUUAAGCUACAUGUACAACCUUUUAAGACUUUAAGCUGUCACAAAAGACAGCUCUGGUUUUGCAAAUGAACCCUUAAACCUCUCCAAUAUUUACAAGAAAACUUUUCAAAGAUAACGCAAGAACAUGCACAUGAAUGAACUCUACAUUUUAUAGCGAACAUACAUGUAGGUACACUGAGACUUGCACUCAAGUAUAUGGUAGUUAUUUUUUUUGUUUUUUGAAACCUUCUUUAUUUCUAUUAUUAUUCUGCUCGCUGCUCAAGCACUGAUGGUUAUAUCCAUGAU
Molecule: messenger RNA, 7204 nt
Organism: Strongylocentrotus purpuratus (purple sea urchin)
Lineage: Eukaryota; Metazoa; Echinodermata; Echinoidea; Camarodonta; Strongylocentrotidae
Product: intraflagellar transport protein 122 homolog
Exons: 25
Coding region: 53-3643 (1196 amino acids)
Biological process (GO): non-motile cilium assembly; intraciliary retrograde transport; protein localization to cilium
Cellular component (GO): non-motile cilium; intraciliary transport particle A
Molecular function (GO): protein binding
Source: RefSeq, a predicted model, not a curated record